Molecule: messenger RNA, 2621 nt
Organism: Pteronotus mesoamericanus
Lineage: Eukaryota; Metazoa; Chordata; Mammalia; Chiroptera; Mormoopidae
Gene: KCNJ6
Product: potassium inwardly rectifying channel subfamily J member 6
Exons: 4
Coding region: 98-1369 (423 amino acids)
Biological process (GO): potassium ion import across plasma membrane; regulation of monoatomic ion transmembrane transport
Cellular component (GO): plasma membrane
Molecular function (GO): G-protein activated inward rectifier potassium channel activity
Source: RefSeq, a predicted model, not a curated record
CAAUUAUUAAAUCUUGCUCCAUUCCAAGAGAGGAGAUCAUGAUUGAGUGAAGCCACCGGCCCGCAGCAAGGAAAAGCACAAAGAAGAAACUACAACCAUGGCCAAGCUGACAGAAUCCAUGACUAACGUCCUGGAGGGCGACUCCAUGGAUCAGGACGUGGAGAGCCCUGUGGCCAUUCACCAGCCAAAGUUGCCUAAGCAGGCCAGGGACGACCUGCCAAGACACAUCAGCCGAGACCGGACCAAAAGGAAAAUCCAGAGGUACGUGCGGAAAGACGGCAAGUGCAACGUCCACCACGGCAACGUGAGGGAGACCUACCGCUACCUGACCGACAUCUUCACCACCUUAGUGGACCUCAAGUGGAGAUUCAACCUGCUGAUUUUCGUCAUGGUUUACACAGUGACAUGGCUCUUCUUUGGGAUGAUCUGGUGGCUCAUUGCAUACAUCCGGGGAGAUAUGGACCACAUAGAGGACCCCUCGUGGACUCCCUGUGUCACCAACCUCAACGGGUUCGUCUCUGCUUUUUUAUUCUCGAUAGAGACAGAAACCACCAUCGGUUAUGGCUACCGGGUCAUCACGGACAAGUGCCCUGAGGGGAUCAUUCUCCUCUUAAUCCAAUCUGUGUUGGGGUCCAUUGUCAACGCAUUCAUGGUGGGAUGCAUGUUUGUAAAAAUAUCGCAGCCCAAGAAGAGGGCAGAGACCCUGGUUUUCUCCACCCACGCGGUGAUCUCCAUGCGGGACGGGAAGCUGUGCCUGAUGUUUCGAGUCGGGGACCUUCGGAACUCCCACAUCGUGGAGGCUUCCAUCAGAGCCAAGCUGAUCAAGUCCAAACAGACCUCAGAGGGGGAGUUCAUCCCUUUGAACCAGACGGACAUCAACGUCGGGUAUUACACUGGAGAUGACCGCCUGUUUCUGGUGUCCCCGCUCAUCAUCAGUCACGAAAUCAACCAACAGAGUCCCUUCUGGGAAAUCUCCAAAGCCCAGCUGCCCAAAGAGGAACUGGAAAUUGUGGUCAUCCUAGAAGGAAUGGUGGAGGCUACAGGGAUGACGUGCCAAGCUCGCAGCUCCUACAUCACCAGUGAGAUCCUGUGGGGCUACCGGUUCACCCCAGUCCUGACGCUGGAGGACGGGUUCUACGAAGUCGACUACAACAGCUUCCACGAGACCUAUGAGACCAGCACGCCCUCCCUCAGUGCCAAAGAGCUGGCCGAGCUGGCCAGCAGGGCAGAGCUGCCCCUCAGUUGGUCUGUGUCCAGCAAACUCAACCAGCACGCAGAACUGGAGACUGAAGAGGAAGAAAAGAACCUCGAGGAGCAAACGGAAAGGAAUGGUGAUGUGGCAAAUCUAGAGAACGAGUCCAAAGUGUAGCCCCCCGGCCGGGCCAUUCUUCUCCUGCCCUCCCCCACCCCUACAGCCUUUCUUGUCUCUCAUCCUCUUGCUUUUCUGUCUCUCUUACUUCAUUCUUUAUUUACAUUUAAUUUUGGCAUUAUCAGAAAACAAAUCUUCAAGGUGUAAAAUAUCUACCUGCCCUCUCUCAGUUACUCAGAUGGAUGAGGCAGACACGGACUCGGGGAAGGCGCGAGGUGCCUGUCUCCGUCCUCAGCGCCACACACCCACCUCCUGGAGACUGAAGCUCCUCGCCUGCGUGUGUGGGGCAAUAGCAGAUCGCUCAGCAGAAUGGGUCGGAGACGUGACCUGGGACAGGUGUUAGGUGCCCGAUGCCUACCCAUCCGUGCAGUGAGACACAGGGCAUAGGUCCCAACACAUCCUGCCCCCAGGGCGAGGCGCUGCCCCAGGGGGCAGUGCGGGGACAGGACCCAGGGGAGGCCGAGACAGGACACUGUACAUGUAUUUGCCUUAUGUAAUUAUUUUCUUUUGCAGUUAGUAAUAAAACCCAGCAUGUACAAAAGUACUGUAGAACACAACUUCUAAAUACUGUACAUAGAUAUAUAAUUAAUGUAGGUUUAGAUAUAUAACUUUAGGAAUAAGAUGAAAAAAGAAAAAAAAAAGAAAAAAGAUUCUCAAUGCGCAGUAGGCAUUUCUGUUCCAGUGUCUUUGUUUUCUGAAUUUCUUUGGUCCCGUUGACUCCUGGCUCUUUAGUGCAUGGCCUUUGUUCUGUGUCCCAGACUGGCCGCCCAUUUGGGUACCUCACUGUUCUCUCUCUGAUCCUUUCAUUGAAUCUAAUAAGCCAUAGGUCUGGGGGAAGUUGGGAGGUCCAGUAGAUGGCAAAACCCACCACCAAUACACUGAUAUACUGUGAAAUGUUUACAAACUGAGGUCUCUUUUUUUUUUUUUAACAUAAUAAGGGCCUCGCUGACUAAGCCUGGGGAAGAAUUCCAGGAAGACAUUCUCUGGCAUGUCACCAAUGACGUGUUUAUGCUUUUCACAUAAGCGCUCACCCUUUGUAGUGCAAGAGUUUUGGAAACUCUUCUACAAAACCAUUCACUCUCUAGCUGCUCUACUCUGUAAUCACGAGGAACUGCAGACUAUUACAAUGAGACAUGGCACGUGAGCAGAAGAUGGUUGGGUCUAAAGCCAGGAAGUUCAUGAUGGCUUGUAGUACCACUGACCUCAUACACUUCGACUUUAUCUGGCGCUCUUCCUGACCCUGAGGGCUUAU